GUUAAGUAUGUGGGAGAUGAGGAGGAACAAAAGGGGCUACAAAUGAGAGGGCUAAAUUUAAUGGAUAAAGUUUUAGUAGUUAGAGGAGCAAGGAUCACAUUUAGCAUUUGGGAUGUUGGAGGUGAGAGCCGAUUUCGCGACCACGUCCCGAUCGCAUGUAAAGAUGCUGCGGCGAUCCUCAUCAUGUUCGAUCUCACCAGCCGAUGCACGCUGAAUAAUGCUAUUGAUUGGUAUCAGCGCGCAAGAAAAUGGAAUAAGACGGCGUUACCGAUCUUAAUAGGAACCAAAUUCGAUGACUUUGUUCAGCUUCCUCUUGAAAUGCAAUGGAUGAUUAUUAAUCAGGCCAGAGCAUACGCAAGAGUGAUGAAAGCAACUCUCUUCUUUUCGAGCGCCACCCACAACAUAAAUGUCAAUAAGAUUUUCAAGUUCAUCACCGCGAAGCUCUUUAACCUGCCGUGGACCAUAGAGAGAAACUUGACGAUCGGAGAACCGACUAUAGAUUUUUAGGCUCUCAUUUCGUUUUCUUUCGCUUUUUUUUUUUUUUUCUGCCAAUUCUAUGGCUAUUUGCUCUUGCAGGUGCAAGAUUGUUGUACAUAGCAAAUGUUGUCCAUGCAACCACCCCUUUUCCUCCUCUUUUACUUUUCAUUCACUUUUUUUUUUUCCUUUUCCUUUAAUGUUCAAGGAUAAGGCCUAUAUAAAAAUGGAUCUUUUGUGAUCUUCAAAUGGAUCUUUUAUGAUCCACCUGUUUUCCUUUGUAUCCAA
Messenger RNA from Ananas comosus (pineapple), 762 nucleotides. Its product is annotated as septum-promoting GTP-binding protein 1. The record is from RefSeq and is a predicted model, not a curated record. NCBI's taxonomy places the organism in Eukaryota, Viridiplantae, Streptophyta, Magnoliopsida, Poales, Bromeliaceae. Gene Ontology annotation, molecular function: GTPase activity; GTP binding.